Messenger RNA from Cynara cardunculus var. scolymus (artichoke), 1965 nucleotides. RefSeq lists its product as uncharacterized. The record is from RefSeq and is a predicted model, not a curated record. The transcript has 2 exons. NCBI's taxonomy places the organism in Eukaryota, Viridiplantae, Streptophyta, Magnoliopsida, Asterales, Asteraceae. Bases 1 to 1965 code for a protein of 654 amino acids.
AUGGAAGUGUUUGAACAUGAACACCCAUUGAGUCUCAUCGAUCUGGAGCUCGAAUAUUCCAAAAUUCAAGAAGAUUAUGAAGAUGAGGAUGAAACAGAUGGUGAUAUGAUUGCAACAGAGGACUUGAAAUGUACAUGUGAUCGUUGCGGCCAAGAAAUCAAUGGGCACCAUAGGUAUUACUAUAAGUGUAGUGAUUCAUGUGAAUACUCAAUCCACAAAUUUUGUGGCGACCUCCCAACAACAUUAAAACACACGUCCCACAAUGAUCAUAUUCUUACCCUUCUACAGAGAAAAAUAAAUUGGCAUUGUCAUGCUUGUGGAAAGCAACAUAAGCCUCAAGAAAUAAGUUAUCAGUGUCCUCAAUGUGAAUUUGAUGUUGAUAUAAGUUGUGCUUUGACGGCGGAUAAAAAGACAAUCCACCACCCGAGUCACAAACACCCGUUACUUCAAAUCACUAUACCAAUAAUAUGCGAGUGUAGUGCUUGUGGGAAAAAGCAUCAGGGGAUAUUUUAUCAUUGUAUCACGUGUUCUAACUUCUUUAUCCAUACGGAUUGUUUUCUUUUGCCAAAAAAGCUGCUAAUUCAACAUGCCACACACGAUGACUUCUCUCAUAAACAUUCACUCGCCAUUGCAUACUCCUUCCCAGCAGCAGUUCAAGAAGCCAAAUUUGAUCCUAGGUGUAGGGUAUGCGGAGGCUUUUUUGACAACGAAAACCUAUGGAUUUAUAAAUGCGACAAGUGCAGAUACUAUGCCCAUCUAGAUUGUGCCACGGCAAGAGGAGAACCAUUCUUGUCCAUCUUCUCACCUGCCGGUUUUGGCAAAACCCAUAAAAACUUUGCAGAUGCCGACUAUCCAGAUCUUCUCUAUUUCCCGUUCCCAGAUCAAACAUACAGCAUACUAAAACACAUGUUUUUCAAAAAAAUGGCAUCCCCAAUGAAUACUAUACAACACUUGAGUCAUGAACACCCGCUCAUUCUAGUUGGUACACAAGGUAAUGAGAUUGCAAAGUCAGCCUCCUCAAAAUCCAAACCGUUAUCUUGUCAUAACCCAAUGAAGAAGAUUGAACUACUAUGUAAUGGAUGUUUGAGGCCAAUCACAAACAUGCCAUUUUACAAGUGUGUAGAUGAAGAUGAGUCAUGCGACUUUGUUCUUCAUGAGUGGUGCACCCGACUACCCGAUCAAGUACCAAACCACCCAGGUCACCCUCAACAUUCUCUUUUUCUCCUACCAUAUCUCGUUCAUAGGCUUUUGGGUGUGUUCAGGUGUGUUGUUUGCCGUUUAUAUUGCAACGGAUUUGUCUAUAUUUGUCCUAUAUGUGAGUACUACAUAGAUGUAAAUUGCGCAUUCAUACCUGAUAAAAUAGUACACCAAGCUCAUCCGAAUCAUCUUAUUUGGAGAGUUCAAUCAAGGACGAGUGAAAACCGUUGUCGUUCAUGUGUGAGAGAUUUUGAUGAAAAUGGAUUUUCAUUUAGUUGUGGUACUUGUGAAUUUGAUUUGCAUCCCGAGUGUGCUUUGUUGUUACCGGAAACAAUUAGACACAAAUUUGAUAAGCAUCCCAUGAAGCUGAGCUAUUUCCCUAUCGAGAAUCAUAAGAGUCAAUAUUUUUGUGAAGUUUGUGAAGUGGAAUUUGAUCCAGAGUAUUGGUUUUAUCAUUGUUAUGAUUGUGUCCAAUCUAUACAUUCUGCAUGUGCUCCGUUAAUACUUGAAUGCAGAAGAGCUGCUAGAGUUGAGCGUGUUCCUAAAAGGAUUUAUGAGUUUUUGAAUAUAAAGUUUGGGGGCAUUCAUAUCAUUGAUGAUCACCCACACAGUGUGUCAUUUGUUCAAGGGAUUGAAAGCGAAGAUGAAUGCGAAGAUUGUGGCUUUUCAUUGCAGUACACGAUGAUCUUUAAGUGUUUACGAUGUGACUAUGCAAUUCACUUUACGUGUUGUGAGAGUUUCAACAAGUCACUUUACGAUGAUCUUUAA